UCUAGGCCAAAGAAACGCCGUACCUGUUGGCGACAAGAAGCCGCCGAAACGGUUUACUAGAAGACUUCAUUAUCUCCACGGUUGAAGAGCGAUCAAUUGCAUAAUUUCUAUCGACUUGGAUGGUUGUAUGGCCGGGUUGCAUUGAGUUCGCUGCCUCGGACCUCGGAACCGACACGUAAGCGCUAUCUUCCCCUCACAGCAGCAGCAGGCCACACUACAGUGGGAAUCAGGCCCAGCAAUCGUGACUCGACUCAUGCCACAGGACUUGGUAUGAUCGGUACAUCAUGUCUGACGACGGCGGCCCUAAGAGUAAAGAUGCCGGGCAGUCUGGACAAGCAUCUAAGCGACUCCGCCAGAUUUCCUCGCAUCUGCCCCCCGAUUACUCGGAUGUGCUCUUUCAGAUCAACACUCUUCGCACGCUGGCUGCAACGCCAGAUCCUUCCCGUCGAGGGUAUAUCCGCCAGAAGCAAGCCGGGAAGCUGUGGGUGCGCGAGCGUCUUGAACAGCUUCUGGAUUGCAACAGUUUUCGAGAAAUUGGCUCACUCUCCGGUACAGUGACAUGGGAGAAAACGGGACCAAUGCGCGAGAAACCCGUUUCUUUUGUGCCGAGUAAUAACGUCCAGGGGAUGGGGAAACUGCAGGGUCGGCGAAUCCUUCUGACAGCGGAUGAUUUUACUCUCCGCAGCGGACAUGCCGAUGGCGCUUCGCAUGAGAAAACAAUAUAUCUAGAGAAGCUAGCACUGGCGUUGAAAUUGCCGGUAAUAAAACUGGUUGAUGGAAGCUCGGGUGGAGGCAGCGUUACUACCAUCCGCACGGCGGGCUGGAGCUAUCUGCCAUAUGUGUCGAUGUACAAACAUGUCGUCGAGCAAUUGAACCAGGGAAUCCCAAAUCUGGGGGCGGUUGUCGGGCCGGCUAUUGGGCUGGGAGCUGCGCGUGUCGUAUCCUGCCAUUUCUCCGUCAUGGCCGCAGACGUGGGAUCGCUCUUCAACGCAGGCCCGGAAGUGGUCAAAGGGGCCACUUUCGAGGAAGGGCUGGAUUUCCAGACUCUCGGCGGCCCAAUGAUCCACUGCACGAACGGGACUAUCGAUAAUCUUGCUGCCAACGAAGCCGAGUGCUACGAACAGCUGCGCACUGUGUUGAGCUACCUGCCUAAUUCUGGCCGGGAGGCACCUCCAGUAAUUGCCACGGACGACCCUGAAGAUCGAGAGGACGAGGCACUGCGCCAAGUCAUCCCCCGGCGACAGACACGCAUGUACAACCCGUGGAAGAUCAUCACCAGCGUCGUUGAUGAUGGCUCAUGGUUUGAGAUUGGUGCGCUCUGGGGUCACACUGCCAUCGGGGGUUUGGCGCGUAUGGGAGGGCGACCAGUGGGCGUAAUCUCACUCAACUGCGAGGUGAAUGGAGGAGCCCUGGAUGCGGCGGGGAGUCAGAAACUUGCCCGCCUAUUGAAGCUCUGUGAUGUGAUGAAUCUGCCUGUUUUGCAGUUCAUCGAUGUUCCGGGCUAUGCUAUUGGCACAGUUGCAGAACGCACCGCCACCAUGCGUUGGGGAGUGGAACUAGGCAAGACUUACUUCACUACCACGAUCCCAUUGUUCAACGUCAUUACACGACGAGCCUAUGGUGUGGCCGGAGGACUGAUGCUCGGUGCUCGUGAUCCGGUCAUGCAAGUGGCUUGGCCGUCAGGCCAAUGGGGCUCUCUGCCAUUGGAAGGUGGAAUCGAAGUCGCACAUCGCCACGAGCUGCGCGAGGCAGACAAGUCAGGGCUAAAAGAAGCCCGGUACAGCGAACUCGAGGAGGAGUAUCGGCGGUUGAUGAACCCAGUGCGGACAGCGAAUGCAUUUGGCGUCGAAGAAAUCAUCGACCCGAAAGAUACUAGGCGGGUCUGUUGCGCAUGGGCGCAGCAUGUGUACCAAACCAUAUUGCCGGAGAGGCUAGCCGAUCGCGCAGCAGGGAAAAUCCGGCCGGUUUUUGCAUAGGCUUGU
Aspergillus sclerotioniger CBS 115572 is the source of this 1982-nucleotide messenger RNA. RefSeq names its product acyl-CoA carboxylase subunit beta. The record is from RefSeq and is a predicted model, not a curated record. Gene Ontology annotation, molecular function: propionyl-CoA carboxylase activity. NCBI's taxonomy places the organism in Eukaryota, Fungi, Ascomycota, Eurotiomycetes, Eurotiales, Aspergillaceae. The transcript is spliced from 3 exons. The coding region runs from base 285 to 1976 and encodes 563 amino acids.